AUGGAAUUGGGUAACAAAGAGCACAAUGGUUCAACAUAUGCUACUGCAUGUGCAAUUGUCACCUCCAUGAUAUCCAUUAUAUUUGGUUAUGAUACAGGUGUCAUGAGUGGAGCCAUGAUAUUUAUAAAGGAGGAUCUUGGAAUUAGUGAUACCCAACAAGAAGUUUUAGCAGGCAUCUUAAACAUUUGUGCAUUGGUAGGAUCUUUAACUGCUGGAAGAACCGCUGAUUACAUUGGUCGACGCUACACAAUCACCGUAGCCUCUAUCCUUUUCAUGGUUGGUUCAAUUCUUAUGGGAUAUGGUCCAAACUACACAAUUUUAAUGUUUGGAAGGUGUGUUGCGGGUAUUGGCGUUGGUUUUGCUCUUUUGAUAGCACCGAUUUAUUCAAUAGAAAUCUCCUCUGCUAAAUCUCGAGGGUUUCUAGCUUCCUUACCCGAGCUUUGUAUUGGUAUUGGAAUUUUACUUGGGUAUGUGGUGAACUACCUUUUAGGGAAGUUGAGUUUGAAGCUUGGAUGGAGAUUGAUGCUUGGUAUUGCAGCAAUUCCUUCACUUGCUUUGGCUUUUGGCAUUUUGGCAAUGCCAGAGUCUCCAAGGUGGUUGGUGAUGCAAGGCCAUUUAGGAAAAGCCAAAAAAGUUUUAUUACAAAUUUCAGACACUGAACAAGAAGCUGAGCUUCGAUUCAAAGAAAUUAAAAUUGCUGUUGGGAUUGAUGAGAAUGACCUCGAGAAAAUGGUUAAACCCCCAAAAAAGAACAAUGGUGAAGGGGUUUGGAAAGAGUUGGUUGUGAGGCCCUCUUAUCCUGUUCGUUGGAUAUUGAUUGCAGCUGUGGGGAUUCACUUUUUUGAGCAUGCAACUGGAAUAGAAGCUGUUAUGUUGUAUAGUCCAAGAAUCUUUAAGAAAGCAGGUGUUACCAGUAAGGACAAGCUAUUGUUGACAACCAUUGGAGUGGGCAUUACAAAAGUAUUUUUCCUUCUAAUGGCCACCUUUUUGCUUGACAAAGUUGGGAGAAGACGCCUCCUGCUUGUAAGCACUGGAGGAAUGAUUUGUAGCCUUUUGGUAUUAGGGUUCAGCUUAACCAUGGUUGAUAUGACCCAAAAGGAACUCUUGUGGGCAUUGGCCCUUAGCAUAGUAGCCACUUACAUGUAUGUUGCUUUUUUCAAUAUUGGACUUGGACCUGUCACGUGGGUUUAUAGCUCAGAGAUUUUCCCUUUGAACUUGAGAGCACAAGGAGCAAGUAUUGGAGUUGCAGUGAACAGACUCACCAAUGCUGCUAUUUCCAUGAGUUUUAUUUCAAUCUACAAAACAAUCACUAUAGGUGGGGCAUUUUUCAUGUUUGCUGGUAUAUCUAUAUUGGCUUGGAUCUUCUUUUACUUUUUCUUGCCUGAAACCAAGGGUCGAGCCUUGGAAGAAAUGGAGACGAUUUUCAAUAAAAACAAUAAAGGGAAUGUAACUACAGAAAUAGAGUAG
This is a messenger RNA of Cajanus cajan (pigeon pea), 1467 nucleotides long. RefSeq names its product putative polyol transporter 3. Gene Ontology annotation, biological process: transmembrane transport. Gene Ontology annotation, cellular component: membrane. The record is from RefSeq and is a predicted model, not a curated record. Gene Ontology annotation, molecular function: carbohydrate transmembrane transporter activity. Lineage: Eukaryota; Viridiplantae; Streptophyta; Magnoliopsida; Fabales; Fabaceae.